This is a messenger RNA of Mercenaria mercenaria, 2514 nucleotides long. RefSeq lists its product as uncharacterized. The record is from RefSeq and is a predicted model, not a curated record. Gene Ontology annotation, biological process: DNA integration. Gene Ontology annotation, molecular function: nucleic acid binding. NCBI's taxonomy places the organism in Eukaryota, Metazoa, Mollusca, Bivalvia, Venerida, Veneridae. Bases 1 to 2514 code for a protein of 837 amino acids. The transcript has a single exon.
AUGCUAGAAGCUGGUUUCAACCUUCGGUCAUGGAGCUCAAACUGUCAACAAAUGAGGAACCUAGCUACGUCAGAGAAAGUGCUUGAAGCAGACGACACCACGAAAGUACUUGGUAUGUUAUGGAAUACAGUUACAGAUGAGAUGAUGUUUCCUGCAAAACUAGUCCCCAUUACAGAUGUGAUCACAAAACGUGAGAUUCUUCAACAUUCGUCCCGUAUCUACGACCCACUUGGCUUAUUGAGUCCAGUUACCGUUAGAGCAAAAAUCCUACUACAAGAACUUUGGCAACAGAAAUACUCCUGGGAUACAGCCUUACCUAAGCACGUUUAUGAGAAAUGGUCAGCUCUUGUGACAGACCUUAACAACGUCAUGAACACCAAGGUUUCCAGAUACUACUUCAGAGAUCCAUGUGCAGCAGACGACCGUAUCACUACAACAGAAGAGAUGUCUCUACAUAUUUUCGUCGACGCUAGUACAUUAUCAUAUGGUGCUACAGCCUACCUGUGUACAUCAAACCAGUCUACCUUUGUUAUGGCGAAGACCCGUGUAGCUCCAUUGAAGAAACUUACGUUACCCCGCCUGGAACUUAUGGCAGCUGUGGUGGGUUCACGCUUAGCCAACCAUCUCCAGUCUUCAUGCAAUAUUGAUUCAAAUAAUACCUACCUGUGGUCGGACUCCCAGAUUGUUCUACAUUGGCUACAAACCACCAAAUCAUUGAAGCGAUUUGUGAAAAAUCGGGUUGAAGAUAUUCAACAACUUACCUGUUCCCGGAAUUGGAAAUAUUGCCCUACCCAAGACAACCCAGCUGACUUAAUGACACGCGGUAUAUCAGCGAUACAGUUUACCAACAGCAAUAUCUGGAUGAAUGGUCCUUCCUGGAUAACCAAACCACUGAAUUGGCCAACAUGGCAUACUAACGAUGCGACAGUGAUGACAACGGUAUCGAGUGAUUCAUUAGAGUAUGAACAAGGGAGACAACCGCCACAAUAUUCACCAGAAUCGCGUACAGAGUUACGUAACGUUAUUGACGUAACUAAAUUCAGCAAGUACACGAAGCUUCAACGAGUGACAGCGUAUGUAUUACGGUUCAUAAAUAAAUGCAGAGAGAAAACCUACCCACAUCAUGAUCAACUGACAACUAGUGAACUACAGAAAACAGAGAAAGUCCUACUACACAGCUGCCAACAUAAUACUUACCAGGAAGAGAUUACAAACCUGAGAACAGUUCGUUCGAGACCCAAUCAGACCCGACUCCCGAUUGUGAAACAGUUACGACUCUUUCUUGAUGAAGAUGGUUUCCUUCGAUGUGGAGGGAGAAUUCACAAUGCAGAUCUUGAUGAAGAGGCUAAAUUUCCAUAUUUAAUACCGGCCAAAGAUCCACUUACCCGACUCCUUGUUGCCGACGCUCACGAGAGACUUCUUCACGCAGGACAGAACUCAGUUAUUACUUACCUUCGCCAGAAGUAUUGGAUACCUUCCAUACGUCAGAGUGUUCGUACAGUACUUCGUAGAUGUCUUGUUUGCCGUAGAACAGAAGGGAAGGCAUACUCAGCCCCAGACCCACCUCCAUUACCGCAAUACAGAGUAGAAGACGCACCACCAUUCACUGUAACUGGUGUUGAUUUCUCCGGAGCUCUCUACGUUCGAGAUAAUUCCAACAACGAGACCAAAGCAUACAUCUGCCUCUUCACGUGUGCGUCCACCAGAGCCGUGCACUUGGAACUUGUACCCAACCUUUCCGAAGAGGCCUUCCUGCAAGCGUUCAGACGAUUCACCAGUCGUAGAUCCGUUCCCACACUGAUGAUUUCAGACAACGCCUCCACAUAUGUUGCAGCCUCCAACCAUAUACAACGCCUGUUCGAAUCCCAGACAGUACAAGACGCUCUUAGCAUGAAAGGUACCCAGUGGAAGUUCAUCCCGAAACGUGCUCCAUGGUACGGCGGCUGGUGGGAACGUCUAAUUGGUCUCACGAAGUCAACACUGAAAAAGAUACUGGGUCGAUCCUACAUCAGUUUCGAUGCAUUACAGACAGUCGUCACAGAGAUAGAAGCCGUGAUGAAUGACAGGCCACUCACAUAUGUAACAUCCGGUUCGUCAGAUCCAGAACCCCUGACUCCAGCUCACCUUCUCUACGGCCGGAGAUUAACUACUUUACCCUACCAGAAAUCUACAGAUGAUUCAGCGACGAAUACUAACCUUAACAGUGGUGUUGACUUAUCUCGACAAGCCAGACUUCAGCAGAAGGUCGUACACCAUUUCAGAGAUAGGUGGCGCCACGAGUACCUCACCGCCUUACGAGAACAUCACCAGACGACAGGAAUCAACGAGCAGAAGAUAAACGUUGGAGAUGUCGUCCAAAUUCAUGAUGAAUCUCCCCGUUCCCAAUGGAAGCUUGCGGUCGUGCAAGAACUAAUUUACGGAAAUGACGGAUAUACCAGAGCAGCCAAAAUAAGAACGAGUAACGGUAUUACGAAUAGACCCAUUGUGAAAUUGUAUCCAUUGGAAAUGAAGUGA